GAACCCUUCUUCCCCUCGUCAUUCCUUCCUUUCCACUUCAGCUCUUCUGUCGCUUGCCUUCCCUUGGUCAAAGUCAAAUUUCAAAUAGUCUUUGAAAUGAGAUUCGCAACUUUGCUUCAGCUCCUUGCAGGAGCCGGUCUUGCCCAUGCCUCUCCAGCGCUUGAGAAGAAAGCUCAAGUGGAGAAACGCGACAUCCAAGUCACUUACAAAGACUGCGACGUGAUCACUCCGAAGGUUUUCAUUAUUUCUAUGUUCUCCCCCGAAGCCGAUAUCUGGUACACGAAUGCACAUACAAAGGGCUCAAUUGGCGACUUGCUCGCUCACAAUGUUACCGUCCCCGGGUUCUCUCCUCUCUUUCCACAGGCACAUUGUCUGAAAGAUGGCUCUGUCUGCCAACUGACAACUGGCGAAUCCGAGAUCAACGCAGCCUCGACCAUCACAGCCCUCGUCCACUCCCCCCUCUUCAAUCUGAAGUCCACCUACUUCCUCAUCGGUGGCAUCGCGGGCAUCAACCCUAAAUACGGCACCCUCGCCGACGUAGCCUUCAGCAAAUACGCCAUCCAAGUCGCCCUACAAUACGAAUUCGACGCCCGCGAGAUCCCUUCAAACUAUACCACCGGUUACGUGCCCCAAGGCGCAUACGCACCUAACCAAUACCCCGGUAGCAUCUACGGCACCGAAGUCUUCGAAGUCUCCGAGACUCUCCGCGAUAUCGCCGCCUCGUUCGCCUCGUCCGCAAAGCUUAACGACAGUGCUGCAGCCAUCGCCUACCGCGCACACUACACCGACAACGGCGUCUCUAUCUACAAAGCCGCCACCAAAGCCCCCGGAAUCAUCAAGUGCGACACCGCGACCUCGGACGUCUACUUCUCCGGCGCCCUGCUCGGCGAAGCCUUCGAGAAUACCACUACACUCUUCACCAACGGUUCUGGGAUUUACUGCAUGACGGCACAAGAAGACAACGCUACACUCGAAGCCAUGAUCCGCGCCGCCAAGGACAAACUCCUCGAUUUCGCAAGAAUCAUUAUCAUGCGCACAGCAUCCGACUUCGAUCGUCCGUACCCUGGCCUGAGUGUCCUCGAUAACCUCUUCUAUUCCGAUCAAGGCGGCUUCCUCCCCGCCAUCCAAAACAUAUACCUAGCGGGCACUCCGGUGGUACAAGGGAUUCUAAAGGGCUGGGAUUCCAAGUUCAAGAAUGGAGUGACCCCGAAGAAUUACAUUGGGGAUAUUUUUGGGACGCUUGGGGGGACGCCGGAUUUUGGACCGGGGAAUGUUUUUGGGGGCGCCUCGGCGAAGCGUGACGUCGAAGAGGUGCAGGAUCGGAGGAGUAUGUAUAAGAGGAAGGGGAUGCUUGGAGCCGAGAUUGCGAGGAGGGCGAAUGGAGCGGUGAGUGAGGAGUGAGUUGCGGUGUGGAAGGGUUGCUUUUAUCUUGCUUUUUUCCCUGCCUUGAUCGUUCAAGCUUUUGGUGGGCUUGCAUAUACGGGUGGUUGCCUGUUUGGAGGGCGAGAUAUUCGUAAUGCAUAUUUAUCCAUGGCUCUAAUUUUAGCUUUGGAAAGGGUACGCUUGGAUAUUGGCCAAAUGGCUUGAGUUAGGUGAUAUCAGUGAAUUAGUUGGUGGUUUCGUGCUUGGUAGACAUAUCCGCACUUAGGACAUAAUGAAUUUAGAUGAGCCAAAAUGCA
Molecule: messenger RNA, 1679 nt
Organism: Hyaloscypha bicolor E
Lineage: Eukaryota; Fungi; Ascomycota; Leotiomycetes; Helotiales; Hyaloscyphaceae
Product: NUP-domain-containing protein
Exons: 2
Coding region: 97-1401 (434 amino acids)
Biological process (GO): transmembrane transport
Cellular component (GO): endoplasmic reticulum
Source: RefSeq, a predicted model, not a curated record